AAUUAAAUUUUAUCUGGAGUUCCCUUGCUGCUAAGUUUGAGAGGUCAUUUCUCAACAAUGCCCUCUGUUCUCUUCACUUUUCAUCAAAUCUCUUCUCUUCACUUCUCUUCUUUAGGACUAGAACAACCCCAAGACAACACAGCCACGCAAUAGCGCCGGUUAUUCUGCAACAAGGGCUCUCUAACACCAUUGAUACAAACAUAAAGAUCAAACUGGACCGUGUGCCUAACCAUUACCCACCCACAAACAAAAAACCUAAAACUCAGUUACCCACGGCCACCCACGACUGGACGAGUGACGACCCGUACCAUCCACCCCUCGCCGGCAUCUCUCGCUAGUCGCCACCCCUCACUGCUGCUCACUGAACGAAUCCUAAAAUCCCUAAAACUCAGUUCGUUGUUCGCCUAUUCGCACUUCGCAAACCCACUGCUGGCUGCUACUGCUGCUGCCGUGAACUGGUGAAUGUGAAAUCAAGGCCAUCAGGCCCAUCAACGCCGACGGCCCACCACCCAGCUUCAAUUCAACUUAGCUUCUAGCUCCAAAUCAAAAAUUGAGAACUAUCUUAAGUUGUGUGCAUGGCAUCCUGUGGUUCCGCUACCUUGCCUCUGAAGGAGCUGUCUUUAUUGUCUGCUGUUCCUAUUAGAACAUCAGGUUUUGCGUCUUGCUGCUUGACAUGUUGCCUCAAACCUUUCAAUCCCCAUUGCAAAGGAAUUUUCAAUUCUUAUGUCAUUCGUAAAUACUCAAAAGGAAGAGCUAGUGUGGCUGGCUCAGGGCACACUUCUGUAUAUUCAAAUGUUGGGGUAUGGGAAGAUCCUGAUGAUGGAAGUGGAAGUGACUAUGAUGAUGAAGAGCAGGAAUUUGGAGAAAACGAUCUAGAUUUUGAGAGUGACUGGGAAGAAGAAAAAGGCUCUCCAGUUGCCACAAUAGAUAAUAAACAAACAACACUCAAGUACAAGGAUGAGCUUGCAAAAGAGAUCGAACACCUUUUGGAACCAGAAGAAUGGAAAAUUUUGCAAAAUAAUCCAGCUCCAAAUUUUGAGAGGAUAUCAACUGCAAAUUGGUGCCCUCUUCACACCCUUGCAUUAUCUGGCCAAGUCCAUUUUCUUGACCAGCUACUUGAAAAGGGUGCCAGCAUUGAUCUUCAAGAUAAGAAUGGUCUUACUGCUCUCCAUGCCAGCAUUAUUGGUAAGAAGGAAGCUGUUAUUAGUCAUCUUUUGAGAAAAGGAGCAAAUCCUCAUAUAACAGACAAGGAUGGUGUGAGCACCCUUCAUUAUGCAGUACAAGUUAGUGCCAUUCAAACCGUGAAGCUAUUGAUUAAGUACGAUGUAGAUGUGAAUGCCUCAGACAAUGAGGGAUGGACCCCCUUACAUAUUGCCAUGCAAAGUAGAGACAGAGACAUUGCAAAAGUCCUGAUAAUUAAUGGUGCAGAUAAAUCAAGGAAAAAUAAGGAUGGAAAGACACCUUUGGAUCUGAGCUUAGCGUAUGGAAAAGACUUCAAAUCGUAUGAUCUAACAAAGUUGUUGAAGAUUGUAGUUGCCAACAGAGAUCGAUAAGUGUUGGAGAUGGACCUAAUUUUGUAAGUGUAGUAUAUGCCAACUAUUUUCGACGGUGUUAGAAUCUUCAUAGGAUAUUAAGGCUUAUUUUCCAUGUUCAUUCUCUAGAAGUUGAAUAAUUUAGAAUUAAAUUCCCUAUUUCUUUUUAAAAACGGAAUUAUGUUUUCUUUAUGCCUUCUUUUUCGCUUUCCUUUUUUAGUUCGGUACAAUGGGGUAUUUGGGCUAUUAUAGACUAUAUUAGUGUUUGAGUGCUGCUUAGCUAGUUUAGACAAGACAAACCAGAAGGCACCAGAUAUGGAUUUGAUUUAUGUGGUUUGUUUUGUAUGAGUGUGCAGUCAAAAUUCAACUUUGGAGGCAUUAAUUGCUCCAAAUUACAUUAUUCAGAGCAAGACUUUGACACCUCAAACACUCGUGUUGAAUCCUCCACACCCCUAAGUCCAACCUAGCUAUGGACUAUGGACAUUUCAACAUUUUAGUUUGGACCAAAAAAUGUAAUUUUCUUUUUAAAUUAAUGAGACUAAAUGAUUUGGACAGAAAA
Molecule: messenger RNA, 2091 nt
Organism: Amaranthus tricolor (Joseph's coat)
Lineage: Eukaryota; Viridiplantae; Streptophyta; Magnoliopsida; Caryophyllales; Amaranthaceae
Product: ankyrin repeat domain-containing protein EMB506, chloroplastic
Exons: 9
Coding region: 576-1553 (325 amino acids)
Biological process (GO): protein targeting to chloroplast
Cellular component (GO): chloroplast outer membrane
Molecular function (GO): protein binding; chloroplast targeting sequence receptor activity
Source: RefSeq, a predicted model, not a curated record